AUGGGACAAGAACAGGAAAGCUCGUCAUCUAGCAACUAUGAAGGAUCCCAGGAAAAUGCAAGUCCACGGGAAGGCCAAAAGCAAAAUUUCAUGAGCGAUUUUUUGGCCAGACUCGAACAUUUUACUUGGGCCAACUACACAUUCCCUAUGUCCACUGGUGGGCUCUCUUUACUUCUUGCAGAAGACACGCAAGGCUUCAUAUUUCCAGGCCUUCAAACAAUUGGGAAGAUAGUCUACAUCUUCGACCUUGUUAUAUUCACCCUAGUAACUGCUGCGAUUUUCUACCGCUUCAACAAGUAUCCUGGUACCCUGAAAGCCUCAGUUACCCACCCCACCGAAGCUCUCUUCCUAGGAACUUCGACACUGAGCUUGGCAUCCAUCAUCUCCGGCAUAGCUCGCUAUGGAAUCCCUUCUUGCGGGCCUUGGUUGGUCACUGCUUACCGAGUAUUAUUCUGGAUAUAUUUUGUAAUCACCUUUGCGAUUGCUGUUGGCCAGUACUCUCUCCUCUUCACUUCUCCACUUUUGAGGAUACAAGAUAUGACGCCAGCUUGGGAUCUCCCUAUAUUCCCCUUCAUGCUGUCCGGUACCGUAGCAUCUGCGGGUGCCGCCUUUCAACCACCAAGCGACGCGCUUCCCAUGAUAGUUGGUGGCUUGACGGCACAAGGUCUCGGGAUGAGCGUAUCGAUCAUGAUGUAUGUAACCAUUCAUCCCCCCCUCCGUGCGAGCUACGUACGUCGCAUGAUACAAUGGGGUUUUCCAUCUCCUAAUUCGCGACCUGGUAUGUUUAUUGCUGUCGGGCCGCCUUCGUUCACUAGUCUUGCCAUAAUUGGGCUUGCGAACGACUUUCCCGACCAUUAUAAUACUUUUGGUGCCGACUCUAUCACUAUCCAAAUCCUCCGCGUCCUCGCUACCUCUACAAGCAUCUUCAUAUGGUCAAUGAGCCUGUGGUUCUUCUGCAUCUCCGUAGUAGCCAACCUCGCCGUUAGGAAGCAGUUAACGUUCCAUCUGAAUUGGUAUGCUUACGUCUUUCCGAACGUUGGCUUUACGAUCACGAUCAUUUCUAUUGGCAAGAUCCUACAAAGCCGAGCCGUAAUGGCGGUUGGUAGCGCCAUGACCAUAUUACUCGUCCUCAUGUGGAUAUACGUAUUCGUUCACCACGUCAGGGCUGUUAUCAAUAAGGAAGUCUUGUUUGAGGGCAAGGAUGAGGAUGUCUAUGUCAAUGAAAAGAACCAUGCUCACGUUAAGCCCGUGAAGAAUGGCAGUGACAUAGAGAAGGAAGCUUGA
This is a messenger RNA of Hypoxylon trugodes, 1284 nucleotides long. RefSeq names its product voltage-dependent anion channel. The transcript is spliced from 3 exons. Lineage: Eukaryota; Fungi; Ascomycota; Sordariomycetes; Xylariales; Hypoxylaceae. Bases 1 to 1284 code for a protein of 427 amino acids. Gene Ontology annotation, biological process: malate transmembrane transport. Gene Ontology annotation, molecular function: malate transmembrane transporter activity. The record is from RefSeq and is a predicted model, not a curated record. Gene Ontology annotation, cellular component: membrane.